This is a messenger RNA of Sphaeroforma arctica JP610, 1599 nucleotides long. Its product is annotated as eukaryotic translation initiation factor 3 subunit I. The record is from RefSeq and is a predicted model, not a curated record. The coding region runs from base 124 to 1101 and encodes 325 amino acids. NCBI's taxonomy places the organism in Eukaryota, Ichthyosporea, Ichthyophonida. Gene Ontology annotation, cellular component: cytoplasm; eukaryotic translation initiation factor 3 complex, eIF3m. Gene Ontology annotation, molecular function: translation initiation factor activity; protein binding; RNA binding. The transcript is spliced from 7 exons. Gene Ontology annotation, biological process: cytoplasmic translational initiation.
CUUCGUUUUGACCCAAAAAGCCUAUUCACAGGCAUAUACCACAACCUGACCUGUACAUACGAAGCAUUAAAUUGCAUCAUAAACACACACACGCAUACGCGUGAGUACACAUAUAAAAACACUAUGAAACCUAUAAUGUGCUACGGGCACGAGCGUUCCCUGACUCAGAUUAGAUACAAUCGCUCGGGCGAUCUGUUGUUUUCCGUCGCCAAGGAUACCAAACCUACCGUCUGGUUCAGUCACAAUGGUGAACGUUUGGGUACAUAUAAAGGACACAAAGGUGCUUGCUGGUCUAUCGAUGUCAACUGGGACUCGACGCAUGUGGUCACUGGUGCAGCCGAUAACACGGCGCGUGUAUGGGACUGUGAAACUGGUACCGAACUUCACAAGCUAGGCACCGAGACCGCCGUACGAACAGUACGCUUCAACGAGGCUUUUAACCAGUUAGCUGUCACCACAGAUCAACGUAUGGGUUUCCCGUGCGAGAUCAGAUUAUUCGAUCUCAACGAUUCGAGUCAAAUGAAGAACAACAAGCCGCACACGGUCGUUGAACUCAACGACUCUAAGGUUACAACAGCCGAAUGGGGCCCAUACGACGAUACAUACAUCACCGGCCACGAGAACGGAGAAAUGAAGCUUUGGGAUAUCAAGACGUGGGAACCCACUACCAUCGUCGCCGUACACGACGCCCAAGUCAACGACAUCCAGAUGUCACCCAACCGAUCAUGUCUCAUCACCGCAUCAAAGGACCACAACUCCAAACUUCUCGACCCAAAAACGUUUGAAGUCCUAAAGACUUAUAAGACCGACCGACCAGUAAACUCAGCGUCAAUAAGUCCGAUCCGUGAUCAUGUACUACUAGGAGGAGGUCAAGAUGCCAGAGAUGUCACAACCACGAGCACUAGGGCAGGUAAAUUCGAGGUGCGAUUCUUCCACGAGAUCUUCGAAGAGGAGAUUGGUCGCGUCAAGGGCCAUUUCGGUCCUAUUAACACAGUACAAUUCCACCCUGACGGAACUGGAUUCGCGAGUGGAGGAGAGGAUGGUUACAUUCGAUUGCAUCACUUCGAUCAGGAUUACUUCAAUUUCCAGUUCGCCAUGUAAACACGCAUGUAUAGUGAAAAUAGAUAAAUAUGAAGGUGUCCGACUGUGAGCCAGUUUGUUUGAUAUUGAAAAUGUUAGGACGGCUGCAUCCGAUUUCAUCACUUCGAUCAGGAUUACUUCAAUUUCCAGUUCGCCAUUUAGACAAAAGCAUGUAUAAGUGAAAAUAGAUAAACAUGAAGGGAUCCUUCUGCGAGCCGGUGUAUUUGAUAUUGAAACCGUUCAUGCCAGUGGUGUAUAGGACGGCUGCAUCCGAUUUCAUCCCUUUGAUCAGGAUGUAUAAGUGAAAAUAGAUGAAUAUGAAGGUCUUCUUCCACGCAUAACGAUAACGUUGAAGUCAGUGGUGUAGAGGACGGCUGCAACCGGUUUCAUCACUUCGAUCAGGAGUGCUUCAAACUCCAGUUCGCCAAUGUAGACAAUCAUGUAUGAGGGAAAAUGGAUAAAUAUGCAGGUAUUCUUAUGCGCACAAUGAUAACAACGUUUUAGUGUAGAGGACGGUUG